Thamnophis elegans (Western terrestrial garter snake) is the source of this 1755-nucleotide messenger RNA. It is a transcript of the gene OTULIN, whose product is annotated as OTU deubiquitinase with linear linkage specificity. NCBI's taxonomy places the organism in Eukaryota, Metazoa, Chordata, Lepidosauria, Squamata, Natricidae. Gene Ontology annotation, biological process: protein linear deubiquitination. Bases 150 to 1574 code for a protein of 474 amino acids. The transcript has 9 exons. Gene Ontology annotation, molecular function: cysteine-type deubiquitinase activity. The record is from RefSeq and is a predicted model, not a curated record.
GCUACGUGUAAGGUCUGUCUACCCUCGGCAGUCUACGGAGAACACGGAAGCAAAAGCGAUUCCGCAAAACGCCCCUGCGAUCCUUUCUGCUCUCGCCCCACCAAACCGGACUUACUGCAAUAAAAGUCAUUGGGCCAACCCUCUUAGAGAUGAGCACAGAUAAAGAUGAAUUGUUACGCAAGGUAGUUGAUGAUGAAAAAGUUGCUGUGAUAGAAGAUGAGAAUAAACUAACGAAGCAGAAAUCUCACCCCGAGAGUCGGGUUUAUGCUGGUCCCCACAGUACCAUGGUGACAGAGGAUACUAAGCGAUUUAAGUCGAGUAGCAUCCAGGUACCAUCCAUCCAAGAAAGCCCUGGAAUGACACAGCCAAAGGCAAGGAAGGCAUCAGGGCCUCCGGUUAUCCCCGAAGAGAAACGGAGAAAAGGGAUUUUUAGUCUAUCGUUUUCUAAAAGCAAAAAAGAAAAAGGCCCUCCUUGUGAUAAAAUGACAAGCACGAGCAUCAGCCACAAAUUAAUUGCCAGUGAAGAUGGUGCGUAUCACUUGCAGAGGGCUCAAGCCGAUGCCUUGAAAUCAUCUGCAGUCCAUCAAGAGAAUUCUCUCAAAAGGAAAGAGCUGCCUGCAUCCAUCGUCCCUUGCCCAAUGGAGUUUUCUGCAGACUUUGAGGAAGACCUGUACCGUGAUGCGGAUGAAAUAGAGAGAGAGAAAGUGUUACUUGAGAUUGGGACAGAUGCUUCAGAUUUUCUAGAAAGUAAACUAAGUAUUGAACCUGAAGUAGAUAUCAUGGAUUAUUGCCAAGAAGAAUGGCGAGGAAACACGUCGCAGGCUGAAUGUAUUCGGAAGGGCUAUGAAGCUGUUUCACAUAAAUUUAUUUCAAUAAGAAGAGUGCGAGGAGAUAAUUAUUGUGCUCUCCGGGCGACACUAUUUCAAGCCCUCAGCCAAGCUUGUCACCUUCCUCAGUGGCUCCAGAAAGAAGAUCUAAUAUUGUUACCAGAGAAGCUGAUGGUCAGAUAUGAAUGGAUCACUCAGUGGCGACUGAGGCACACAUGGCCAAGUAAAGUGGAGAGCCUGAUGGAUGAAAUUAAAGAUUGUUUGAUGUUACUAAAAAGAAAGUGGAAAAAUAUGAGUGACAUAAAGACCUUUGUAGAGAGACAAGCAGCCUGUGAUGAGCUUUUCAGAAGCGAAGAAGAAGAAUACAAGCUGUAUGAAGCAGUAAAGUUUCUUAUGCUGAGCACUGCCAUUCAACUGUACGAAGACAGUGAGAAGGGCAAAGAGGUCCCCGUAUUCUCUUGGCUUUUGUUCGCUCGAGACACAUCUAGCAGUCCUUCCCAAUUAAUGGAGAACCACUUGAAUCAACUUGGUCACACGGGAGGUCUUGAACAGGUUGAAAUGUUUCUCCUCGCCUAUGCUUUGCAGCACACCAUCCAGGUUUACCGAUUGUAUAAGUACAAAACGGAAGAAUUCAUCACUCUUUAUCCCAAUGAUCCCGAAGAAACCUGGCCCAUGGUAACCCUUAUAACAGAAGAUGACCGACAUUACAAUAUUCCUGCCCGAAUGUGUGAAGAGACCAGUUUAUAAGCAAUAUGAUUCCCGUCCAGUUACAUAAAACUGAAUAAAUGAUGUAAAAGCAAACUUCUUAGUUGGUAAUAUUAUUUGGAUUGUGACAGUUAAUUUAACAACACUUUGGAACAUUGAAUUCAGUUAGAUUUACUCCCAGAUUGGUCAAUGCUUUAGAGGUAGAGGGCAUCAAUUGGAAAUA